CCCAGCGCGGUGGCCGCAUCACCGGGUAGACCUCGCGAAGCGCGCACGUGUUGCUCCGAGACUCGCGCGCGAUCUUCGUUCGAUUUUUUGAUUUUUUUUGAGAAAAAACUCCGCCGGAAUUAUGCCGAGGAGUGGCGCUUUCGAAAGCGCCUGUCGCAGGGAAAGGUGAUUUGCGAAAGUGCCGCGAAAAUGAACGUUAAACACAGAAAAUCCUUGCAGACUGUAUGCUGUGCGGUGGUUUUCGCCUAUUUCAUGUUGCUGGUCUACCAGACUUUCGGUGGAGUCCGUUUAGGGGUAGUGGUAAACGAGGAAGUGCGUUCGGAUAAAUUCCAUUACCGGGAGAGGAGUUUGACGGAGGAUCGUUCUCAAACCGAAAUGGAGGUUCCGUUGGAAUUGACCAGCGAAUUCGCCACGGCGACGGCCACGGUUAAACCGCCCACGACUACAUUGGACGAUAUCUUCAUCAGCGUGAAAACGACGAAGAAUUACCACAGGAAAAGGCUGCCCAUCAUAUUGAAGACUUGGUUCCAAUUGGCCAGGAAACAGACGUGGUUCUUCACAGACACCGAUGACGCGGAGUUCCAGUUAAAAACUAACGGCCACAUGAUCAACACGAAUUGCUCGUCGUCGCACAGCAGGAAGGCCCUCUGCUGCAAAAUGUCGGUCGAAUUCGAUUCGUUCCUGAACACCGAUAAACGGUGGUUCUGUCACUUCGAUGAUGAUAAUUACGUGAACGUGCCCAGACUGGUGCGAUUUUUGGGCGACUACAAUCCAAAGGACGAAUGGUAUUUGGGCAAGCCCAGCAUCCAGGCGCCCUUGGAAAUCGUAAAGAAGGAGAAAAAAACUGUGAAAAAAAUCAAAUUUUGGUUCGCCACAGGCGGCGCCGGUUUCUGCCUCAGUCGAGCGCUCGCAGUCAAGAUGAUGCCUUUCGCAAGUAAUAGCAGAUUCAUAAGCACCGGAGAGCGAAUUCGUCUACCGGACGAUGUAACAAUGGGAUACAUAAUAGAACAUCUUUUGAAGCAACCUCUUACCGUUGUGGAUCAAUUUCAUUCGCAUUUGGAGCCGAUGAAGUUCAUCAGAAAAGACACGAUUGAAGAUCAGCUAUCUUUCAGUUACGCAAAAGCGAAGGAGGAAUGGAACGUGGUGAAAAUCGACGGUUUCAGCGAAACCGAAGACCAAUACAGGUUCCUGUCACUUCAUUGUUUCUUGUUCCCGUACUUCAGCUUUUGUCCCAGACGGAGGUAGGAAAAAAUAAUGACGGGAGGACGAGAAAAGGCAUCAGAAAUCGUAGGAAUUCGAGUGAUGUAAUGAAAGGGACCUAUCAUUAUGGUCGAUUGUGAUUUUUACUUUGUUAAAAUGACGUUUUGUACUGUUGAAAUCGAUACAGAGGCGCGUCGUGGGAUUUUCUGUGCGUGAAUUAAAAUCCUCGUUUUAAUUUUAACGUCGAACGAUUAUGUAAUUUUUUUUUGUCUGUGAUGAUGUAAAUAUACGGUUUUAAUAUUUUUUUUGUUCGUAGAAACUGGAAAAUGAUAAAUAGUAACUAGUCGUUUUAAUCAAAAACAUAAUCGAAAGCAAAUAGAAUAGAAUUUAUUUGGGAAUAAAUUUUGUCAAUAAAAAAAGUGCAAUUAUGAAUUGAUUCUACGCAUAAAUGAAAAUUUGUAAAAUAGUUAUUUCAACCAAGAAUUUUAUAAACAUAUUUUGUAUAGUUUAUUUAGUUGUAAAAAUGUGAUAAAUAUGUAAUUAAAUAAAGCGCGUCGAAUUGCCGCAAUUAAAUUUACGAAUUUAUUCCGAUAAAUUCGAUGCGGUAUUUAUUGUUUUAAUUAUAGGGUGCAAUGUUCAUAGAAUUUUUUUAACACAUGGUAUUUGCUCAACCAUAUUGCAUAUAGUUUUUUUUUUCAUCUAUUGUGUAUGCCAUUAUUUCUUUUUUAUAAAAAAUUGUAAAACUUUUACUUGUUUGUAAAUAAACUCUUGUUAUUAUAAAACU
This is a messenger RNA of Phyllotreta striolata, 1984 nucleotides long. Lineage: Eukaryota; Metazoa; Arthropoda; Insecta; Coleoptera; Chrysomelidae. The record is from the annotation of a GenBank genome assembly.